Molecule: messenger RNA, 387 nt
Organism: Panicum hallii
Lineage: Eukaryota; Viridiplantae; Streptophyta; Magnoliopsida; Poales; Poaceae
Exons: 1
Coding region: 1-387 (128 amino acids)
Source: RefSeq, a predicted model, not a curated record
AUGGAGACCCUCACCUUCGAGGCGGUGGUCGGGUUUCACAGAUCCUACCACGCCAUAUUGGGGCGACCAUGCUACGCGAAGUUCAUGGUCGUCCCCAAUUAUACCUAUCUAAAGCUCAAGAUGCCGGGCCCGUGUGGGGUCAUCACCAUCGGCUCUUCCUUCCAACAUGCAUACCAGUGCGAGGUAGAAAGCUGCAAGCUCACCUCGGCGGUCAUCGCCACCGAGGAACUAGCAGCAAUCAGGGAGGAAACCGCGGAGGGGGCGCUUGACUCCAAUCGGGCUGCUGGAUCCUUCGAGCCCGCGGAGGGCGUGAAGGAGGUUCUCGUCGACCCUGAGAACUCUACAGACAAGAAGGUGCGAGUUGGCACUACGCUCUCCCCCAAAUAG